GCUGGCCCUGGAGCCAGGAAGGGGGGGCGGGGAGCGAUGGUCGCAAGAUGGCGGCGCUGAAGGAGGGUCGGAGCUACGGGCUGUCCUGCGGGAGGGUGAGCGACGGCAGCAAAGUGUCUGUGUUCCACGUGAAGCUCACCGACAGUGCUCUGAGAGCCUUUGAGAGCUAUCGCGCCAGCCAGGAUUCUGUUUCACUGAGACCAUCAAUUCGAUUUCAAGGAAGCCAAGGGCACAUCUCCAUCCCCCAGCCCGACUGCCCCUCAGAGGCUCGGACCUUCUCCUUCUACCUCUCCAACAUCGGCCGCGACAGCCCCCAGGGCAGUUUCGACUGCAUUCAGCAGUACGUCUCCAGCCAUGGGGACAUCCACCUGGACUGCCUGGGUAGCAUCCAGGACAAAAUCACAGUGUGUGCCACCGAUGACUCGUACCAGAAGGCACGGCAAAGCAUGGCACAGGCUGAGGAGGAGACUCGGAGCCGCGGAGCCAUCGUCAUCAAGCCUGGAGGCCGCUAUCUGGGCAAGAAGGUUCAGUUUCGGAAACCAGCGCCAGGGGCGACAGAUGCUGUGCCCUCCCGGAAGCGGGCGACCCCCAUCAACCUGGCAAGUGCCAUCAAGAAGAGUGGUGUUAGCGGGGGUGGUGGGGUGUCUCAUAGGCCCUUUCGUGACCGGGUGCUGCACCUUCUGGCGCUGAGGCCCUACCGGAAGGCCGAACUGCUGCUGCGGCUACAGAAGGAUGGCCUGACGCAGGCGGACAAGGACACGCUGGACAGCCUCCUCCAGCAGGUGGCCAAUAUGAAUGCCAAGGAUGGCACAUGCACGCUGAAGGACUGUGUGUACAAGGAUGUGCAGAAGGACUGGCCUGGCUAUUCGGAGGGGGACCAGCAGCUGCUAAAGCGCAUGCUCGUCCGGAAGUUGUGCCAGCCACAGAGCACAGGUAGCCUCCUUGGAGACCCUGCUGCAGCCAGCCCUCCAGGCGAGCACGGGAGUUCGGCCUUGCCCCCACAGAAACGGCCUCAGCCUCCUGAUUUCAUUGACCCCCUAGCCAACAAGAAACCCAGGAUAUCGCACUUCACCCAGAGAUCUCAGCCUACCAUCAAUGGAAAGCUGAGUGCACCUCACAGCCGCGAGGCCCUACUAUCCACCCCAGGCCCCCUGGCUGGCACGGACACCCACCUGCCCCCACGGCUGGAGCCCCCGAGGGCAUAUGACCCUCUGGCUGACGUCAGCAAUGACUUGGGCCACAGUGGCCAGGACUGCGAGCAUGGGGAAGUGGCCACCCCAGCCCCUGCUGCGUGCCUCAACCUGCCCCUACUGAUGGACUGUGCCCAGACCAGCAGGCCUCACAGUGGUUCAUCUCGCAGCAAGUCCAAGAAGAAGUCCAAGAAGCACAAGGAUAAAGAGAAGGCAGCUGGGGACAGGCAUCGGGCUGGGCCGACAGACCUCAUUCCUGGCUCUCUUGGAGCCCCACCGGUCGCCCCGGGUUUAAACGGGACCUGCAACAGCUCAAGUGUCCCCACGUCAACCUCGGAGACGCCUGACUACUUGCUAAAAUAUGCCGCCAUCUCCUCCUCGGAGCAGCGGCAGAGCUACAAGAACGACUUCAACGCCGAGUAUAGUGAGUACCGUGACCUGCACGCCCGCAUCGAGCAGAUCACACGGCGCUUCACGCAGCUGGACGCCCAGCUCCGGCAACUCUCCCAGGGCUCCGAGGAAUACGAGACUACUCGUGGGCAGAUUUUGCAGGAAUAUCGCAAAAUCAAAAAGACCAACACCAACUACAGCCAAGAGAAGCACCGCUGUGAGUACCUGCACAGCAAGCUGGCCCACAUCAAGAGGCUCAUCGCCGAGUAUGACCAGCGGCAGCUGCAGGCUUGGCCCUAGCUUCACGUUGAAAGACAAGAGGUCCUCCUCCCUGGACUGACCCUUCUGGCUGGGGAGCUGAGGGUGGGGGGAAGCUAAAAAUGGGAAAAAGAUUUAUUUAACAAAAUAAACACAAGGAAGACAACUUCAUCUGAGCCAGCAAUGCCGGCUUUCAGGGGAGCUCCUGCAGACCUGGAAACCAUAGGUCACAGUUCCAAGCGGGGUGUCCUACUCCCAGCCCCUGUACCUCCUGAGUAGCCCCCACCCAGAACAGGCUUCCCAAGAAGCCCAACUCGCCGACCACAGCCCAGGGUCUUCAGUUUCCUCUCGCCAGAAGACUUGGCCAGCCUGCCUGCCUUUUCUAGUUUUAUACAAAGACAGCCACUUUUAGCUACUGCUCAUGAGACUUGAGUCUAUUUUUGUAUGAAAGAGAAAGCAUCUUUUUUCUAAACCUGUGCCUCCCUCCUUGGACACCCGGGGUCUAGACUCUGCCCUGUGUCCUUUCUGCAGUAUUACAGAUGCCAUCGGAAAGUUUGAGUGGGGGACCAGCCUUGGUCACGUUUCCCAUGCUGGGCUCUGGCCAAGCGCCCAGCCAGGCCCUCCAGACCCAAGCAAGGGUGGGCUUUCUUUAAGGGAGUGUGCAGGACGGCUGGACCUCCCAGGUCUAUUUUGAGAACUCCAGCUGGCCGGCCCCCAGAGCAGCUGCUGGAGCCCCCGGCCUGCCCACUAUUUCAGUCCCUCAGCUGUUGGGAGCACUGGGGUUCUCUGUGCUACAAGCUCACUCUGCAACAACAGUGCUGAACUUUAUUCCAUGUUCUCAAUUUCCACUUUGCUGCUGCUUUUCAUGUCAUACUGUUAAAAUCUCACUCCGUCCCUCAAUCCCCUUGUGGGUCCUGGGGUCAUCUUAGCAGAGCCACCUCGGGGUUUGCACUCAGGGAGGGUCUGGGGUUUGGUGGGGUCAGGCCCCUCCCCCAAGAGUGAGCUCAGAAAAGGCGCCUGGUCCACCUACUCUGGUGGCAUGGGCUGCAUGAACACCCCAAUUGCUGCUUAGUCACUGUGCCUAGUAUAGUGUAUCCCAGAGCGUCAGGGAGCUCUGUGUGUGUGUGUGUGUGUGUGUGUGUGUGUGUGUGUGUGUGUGUGUGCGCGCGCGCGCGCGCUGCGAUGUGGUGGGGUCUGAGGUGGGUGCUCAGAUUCAGGGCCACAUUCAGUGGGGUUGGGUAUGGCUGUGACCCACAGUCCCACAGGAAGAGCGGCAGUCUCACAGACACUUCUGUGGUCUGUGUGUCUAAGCCAUGGGGCGUCUCCUGAUGGCUUCCCAAAGAAUAAGCCCCUCGUGAAUGCCUGCCUUGUGCCCACCCCACAGUCUCUUCCGCAGUCCCCUGGGUGCCCGAGCACCAAGGAAGCUCAUCCUUCAUGUUUCACUAGCUGUUGUGUUGUUUUUCCUUUGGGACAGUGGGUGAAGAGCUGAGCAGACUCCAGGCCCGAGUUGUGCAGACAGCUGUGUAUGUGGACAGGCAGACUGGUGACAUGGGCUUGUUUAAGGAGACCCCAGCCCUCUGCCCUGGGAAUCAGUUCAAGGGACUCUCAGUUGAAUUUCCUUUUUGUUUUUUGUUUUUUGUUUUUUUCCCCACCUUUUAAGGAAUUAUGAAGCUAAGAAAAGUUUUGUGCUUUGGGGGUUGAUGGACAAAAGUUCUAGCUGAUUAAAUAUGGUCUUAACUUAUUGAUACUGUUUUUUAUUUCCUUUUUCCUUUUAAUAUUGUACUGUGGAGAAAAACUAUUUUGAGCCAUGGAGUUGGUGUUUACAAGAACUUUUCACUUUUGCCAAAAUGUUACAAUUGAAAGGCAUCUGCGUCCUCAGUUUCCUAAUAUUUUCUUAAAAGAUCUAGUGUCCUUUUUGUACACUAAACAGAUGAAUGCUGAUUUUUUCAACCUACAAUAAAUUUCACUGAAUCGAA
Molecule: messenger RNA, 3814 nt
Organism: Hipposideros armiger (great roundleaf bat)
Lineage: Eukaryota; Metazoa; Chordata; Mammalia; Chiroptera; Hipposideridae
Gene: ELL
Product: elongation factor for RNA polymerase II
Exons: 12
Coding region: 48-1880 (610 amino acids)
Biological process (GO): snRNA transcription by RNA polymerase II; positive regulation of transcription elongation by RNA polymerase II; transcription elongation by RNA polymerase II
Cellular component (GO): transcription elongation factor complex
Molecular function (GO): cis-regulatory region sequence-specific DNA binding
Source: RefSeq, a predicted model, not a curated record